Amaranthus tricolor (Joseph's coat) is the source of this 1412-nucleotide messenger RNA. RefSeq names its product kinetochore protein SPC25 homolog. The transcript is spliced from 8 exons. Gene Ontology annotation, biological process: chromosome segregation. Gene Ontology annotation, cellular component: Ndc80 complex. NCBI's taxonomy places the organism in Eukaryota, Viridiplantae, Streptophyta, Magnoliopsida, Caryophyllales, Amaranthaceae. Bases 163 to 1107 code for a protein of 314 amino acids. The record is from RefSeq and is a predicted model, not a curated record.
CCUAAAUCGACUUUUCAAAAACAAUAAUAACGGUUCUAAUCGCCUUUCUGUUCAAAAUUGAAAAUUCGGAAACCGAAGCUUAAUUUCGAAGUCGAAAAUGGCGGGCUAAACUUCUUCUCUCUUUCUUUCUCUCUCCUCACCUCACGCUUUCUUUCUCUUCUCAUGGCUUCCGUACUAGAAAAAUCCGAAGUUACGGUGCGUUCGAAAUUAUCCAUUCUUCGAAGAUUAUGCGACGAAAAAAUUGAAGCUCAUCAGCAAAAAAUCGAUUCAGUUUCAGUCUCACUCAAGAAAUUUCUGCAAUCUCACAAAUCUAAUUCUGAGUCAUCUGCUCAAAAUCAAGUUAAAUUGGGGAAACUCAAAGUUGAAUUAAGAGAAUUGGAGGAUGAAUUGGUGAGAGCAUUGUCAGUUAAGACAAGGAAAGAGGCCAAGCGAAUUGAAAUAACAGACUCUCUGUCUGAAGCAAGAGUUAAGGUGGGUGAGCUUCAGAAAAUUGUACGUGAUCAGGCAACUAGCAAAGAUGAAUAUGCAGCAAUGUUGUCUGAACAAUCAAAAGCUCUUGCUGACUCUGAAGAAAGAAGUCUAGAAGCUUUAAGGAGAAGAGAAGUAAUACAGGACACGGUCACAUGGUACAAUAAGGUUCUUGGUUUCCGUAUCAACACAGGACAAGGUGUAACUUUCUCAUUUACCAACAUCAAUAAAGAAUGUCCUAGUGAGGAGUAUUCAUUCACUAUUCGUUAUGCAAAUGAAAUUUAUACUUUGCUUGAUUGUAAGCCACACGUGAAUGGCAUUGAAGAGCUGGUCCAUGAGUUAAACAAAAGCAAUGGUUUGUUCAGAUUUGUAAAAAUUGUGAGAGAAAAAUUUCGUGUGACAUCAUUAGGGUCCAUAUCUCACUUCAUAUAUCAGGACCAAGACUGUACUAGUAUGUCUUUAUCUGCGUCAUUUUCCUAUGCUUCACCUGAUAUCAGAAGUAAAUCACCAGUUCCAUUUAGAGAAGUCAAUGGAGAUGUAAGGAAUGACAACCAUGGAAAAGGCUUCAAAUCACCACAUCUCUUCCUAUCUCCUCGACGUUCUCCACGCAUCGUGGCAAAGAAACAAAGAGAUGGUUGAAGAUGUUCACCGUGCUCAGAAAAGGGGAAAUAUAUGCAAGUUGCAAUAAGAAACAUCAACUCGACUGCUGGUUGGACACGUACAAUGUAAUGAAUGUAGUGUUAGGAAGAUGUGAUGCUGGUUAUAAAAAAGGUAUGAAAUCUAAUCCUAAGUUAGGGUAUCAGUAUAUUCUUUCAGGUGUGUUUUUGAAGAUCCAUUCAGUGUUAGGACAUCAACUUUGGCGUUAAAAGUGUUUGAUAUUUCUUUUUUACAUUGUAAAUUAUUCAAGUAUGAUUCAUUCAAUGUUACCAUUUCUUUCAUUUCAA